Triplophysa rosa is the source of this 1815-nucleotide messenger RNA. RefSeq names its product asparagine synthetase [glutamine-hydrolyzing]-like. Bases 473 to 1537 code for a protein of 354 amino acids. The transcript has 7 exons. Lineage: Eukaryota; Metazoa; Chordata; Actinopteri; Cypriniformes; Nemacheilidae. Gene Ontology annotation, cellular component: cytosol. The record is from RefSeq and is a predicted model, not a curated record. Gene Ontology annotation, molecular function: asparagine synthase (glutamine-hydrolyzing) activity.
GAUCGUUCAUUUCGUUCACGAACGAGUAUCAGCGGGUCCUUUCGUUCACUUACGAACGAGAUGACUGAUCGUUCAUAUCGUUCAUGAACGAGAAUCAGCGGGUCUCGUUCAGACUCAAACACAGGCUCGUUCGUUCAGUGAACGGCGUAUUCGUUCAGUACAUUCAACCAAUCAUAUGCUCUGUCAAAGCUCACUCUCGAACGCCAUUGGCUCGUGCUUUAGACACACGUUUAAGCCAAGACGCUCUGUGCUCGAGGGAGAGAUUUCAGUGAACGAGAAAUAUGAGUCAUUGCAUUUCGUGAACGAGAACGAUUCGUUCACUUUAAAGAAAGAACGAUUCGUUCACUAACGAAACAUCACUAGAACACACCUACUGUCUGCAGAAACAGCGGACACGUGUUUCAUCAGCCAAACCUUGCUAAACAGCAACUGGCAUUACUCACGAAUAAAGACCAUCUUAUAAAGCAGCAGUAUGUGUGGUAUAUGGGCAUUGUUUGGCAGUGAUGAGUGUCUCGCAGUUCAGAUCAUUAAUGCCAUGAAGAUUGCGCAUCGCGGUCCUGACGCUUUCCGCUUUGAGAAUGUCAAUGAUUUUACCAACUGCUGCUUUGGAUUUCACCGCCUGGCCAUUGUGGACAAGCUGUAUGGCAUGCAGCCUCUACGUGUCAAGAAGUUUCCCCACCUCUGGUUGUGUUACAACGGUGAGAUCUACAACCACAUCAGGCUAAAGGAUCACUUUGAGUUUGAUUAUCAGACCAAAGUUGAUGGAGAGAUUCUUCUGCACCUGUAUGAUCGCUUUGGGAUUGAGAAGAUGGCGUCUCUGCUAGAUGGUGUAUUUGCCUUUAUCUUGUUAGACACUACUAAGAGAAAGGUUUUCCUGGGCAGAGAUACCUAUGGUGUAAGGCCUUUGUUCAAGAUGAUUACCGAUGAUGGCUUUCUAGCUGUUUGCUCUGAGGCCAAAGGUUUAACAGAGAUCAAACACUCCAUGUCCACUCCUGCAAAGAUCACCCCCUUUCCACCGGGACACUUUGAAGAAUUUAACCUCAAGCGUUCGGGAAAAGUAGAGCAUGUUCAGCUGUAUCGUUUCCACAACUUCACAGACGAACCCAAACACGCCACCUACGACAUCGUGGAGGGACUUGGCACAGGCUUUGAACUGGAGAUUGUCAAGAGCAACAUUAGGAUCCUGUUUGAAAAUGCUGUAAGGAAGCGAUUGAUGGGUCAAAGAAGAAUUGGCUGUCUCCUCUCAGGCGGUCUUGAUUCCAGUCUGGUUACUGCAACAGUUGUGAAACUGGCAAAAGAAGAGAACCUCGAUUAUAAGAUUCAAACCUUUGCCAUCGGCACUGAGGACAGCACAGAUAUAAUAGCUGCUCGCAAGGUGGCAGCUCACAUAGGCAGUGAGCACCAUGAGGUGAGCUUCACUCCUGAGGAAGGUAUCCGUGCCAUACAGGAAGUCAUCUUUCACUUGGAAAGUUAUGACAUCACAACUGUGCGUGCAUCUGUUGGUAAAUGUGCAAGAACAAAGCAGACUAAGAAUUAAUAAAUGUAUUGACGGAAAUAGUUUUAAAGAGUUUUACAUCAAAAAGUCUGAUCCAUAAGUUAGUAUAAUAUUGCUGUCACUAAAUAUAGCUCGAUGAACAUUAUUGUACACCAACUAAAAUGAUAAUUCCAAUAUAAAAACACACCCUCAUGUCAAGUUCAUGUCAACUUUCUAAAUACUGUACAUUUCUACACUCAAUAUGCAGUGUGAUUUCAUAACCACUAGAUGACAGCAGUGCUCAGCAUUUACAUUCAGGCACACAUCUGUUUUGUAUUUGU